Molecule: messenger RNA, 1482 nt
Organism: Anisakis simplex (herring worm)
Lineage: Eukaryota; Metazoa; Nematoda; Chromadorea; Rhabditida; Anisakidae
Source: the annotation of a GenBank genome assembly
AUGAUACUAUUCAUUAGGAUUGAAACACUGAAUGAGUUUAGUAAUAAUGGCCUGUCUCAUUAUUGCAUUGCAGACGAUGAGAGUGGUAUUGAUGUGGAUGAUGUUAAUUUUGUGAUCGAUCAAGAAAUUCCACUUGAUGCUAAACAUUUGAAUCGAGUUCAUGAAGAACUGGAAAAACUGAAUAUUGCAACCGAUGUCAUAAAUAAAUUGGAAUUACAACUGGAUGAAGCAAGGGCCAAUUUUGGGCAGAUCCAAGCUAACUGGUCCCAGAAAUUGAAUGAUCUGAGCAAAAAAUAUGGGUCUGCUAUUGAGAAGGCACGACCUUAUUAUGAGGCAAAGCUUGAGGAGCGAAAACUCCGCGAAGAGGCGCAGAAGGCAGCGAUUCGGUUCGAACGUGCAAAUUCGAUGCAUGCAGUUGCGAAGCAGCAAGUGAAGCUCACUCAGGAUAGUCUGAAUAGACAAAAAUGCAUUGAGCCAGAAUGUCUUGAGGUAUUAAAUCAUCAUAUUCAACGUGUUAAUGAAACGGAAUCCGAAAGGCAACAAGCCGAAGAGAUGCAUCGUAAUUUAUCAGCGCAAAUGGCGAAUACAGCCAUGAAAGUUAUAUCUCUCCAUAAACAAAACGCCCGUGCCAUUAAAAAAAGUCGUCAUUAUUUCGAUCAGCGUAUUGAAUUCACUCGUGUUCUGGAACAGCAAAAAGAUCUCAUCGUUAAACUCGAAAUUGAGGUCCGUCAAAAGAAAUUCGAUUAUACGACAUCGUUGAGGAAUCUUGAACAAAUCUCGGAUUCGAUUCAUGAACAGAGAAGUUUGUCAAGCAUGAAAAGAGAAACUGGUGUGGGUUGUGAAUAUCCGGAAACGUUCGCGAGUGAACAGCAGUCGAGUGAAUCUCAGAAACGUAAGAAUGAAAAAGAACAUGAAGAGUCUCGCAAGAAAGCAGAUCAGGAUAAUCAAGAAGCACUCAAAGGCAUUCGAUCCAAACUCGAUCAGAUGACAAUGAACUACGAUAAAUCGAUCGAUGAUGCGUUGAUAUUUGUGGAUGAUCAAGAUGAUCAGUACCAAAAUUCAUCAAAGAACGUUAGUCUCGGUUCGGGAGUGAUAUUGCUAGCACAACAACUGAUAAGACCACAUGAUAAAUCGCAUCAAAAAUCGAGCACGUCAAUUGUACUGUCAAGAGAUGAUUCAGCAGCAUCAGAUUUCCGUUAUCAGACGGCAUUGCCAAAGGGUGUGACAAUGGGUGGAAGUGACGAUGUUCAGCAGAACAUUAACAAUUCUUUCGAGACCAGUGAUAGCGAAUGCUCGAAUGAAAGCAGUACUCAUAAUGAUUCGGUUAUUGGUACUGAGGAAUUAUGUGGAAUGUUGCGCAGUCACACUAUACUUAUGAAGGAGAUAAAAGAGUGUACAGACCGUACGGGGAAUAUAUUGCAAAGUGGUGUAAGUGAUGUGGAGAGGAGCAGUGCAAGUGGCGAUAGUAAUGCUGGAUAUUAG